AUGGCUCACCCAACCUCCGUCACGGCAUUAUCCGCGCCAGGAAAAGUCCUCCUCACCGGUGGCUAUCUGUGUCUCGAUCGCGGCUAUACAGGCACCGUCUUCGCCCUCAAUGCCCGCAUCCACGUUAUCGUCCAGCAAUUGCCAAGAGACCGCCGCGGGGUAUCAAGCUCUGGGACAGAACCACAAGAAGAAGAAGGGGAGGACACAAUCGUUGUGCGCUCGCCGCAGUUUCUUGACGCUGUCUGGGAAUAUGGCGUGCAGCGAUGUGCCAAUGGUGGGGGUGUCAAGGUGAUCCAGAAAGGAGAUGGAAAGCACAAUCCCUUCGUCGAAACCUCCCUCAGCUAUGCAUUGACUUAUAUCAGCUACGUCGCUGACUCUAAAGACUUCGGGUCUUUGUCUGUGACCAUCAUGGCUGAUAGCGACUAUUACUCCGAAACCGCUACCUCUAAAGGCCCGGCGGCGCAAGGACACAGCGGGCGCUUCGUUAAUUUCGGCGUGCCUUUGUUCGAAGCUCACAAGACGGGAUUGGGUUCUUCUGCUGCGCUGGUGACAGCUCUUGUCUCUGCGCUGGUCAUCCACCGCACCAUGCAACCCGAAGAUAUCGGCGCAGGUCGCGACAAGCUUCAUAAUCUCGCUCAGGCAGCCCAUUGCGCAGCCCAAGGCAAGGUCGGAUCUGGAUUCGAUGUUGCCAGCGCGGUCUAUGGAUCCUGUCUCUACCGACGAUUCUCGCCUUCGAUUCUGGAAUCCCUGGGCGAUGUCGGCUCUGCUGGUUUCGAAGAGCGAUUGUUCCCGAUCGUCGAGGACUCGGAUCCCGACCACCCGUGGGAUACUGAGUGCGUCGACUUCGGCAUGCAGCUUCCGCGUGGGAUGCAGCUGGUUCUGUGCGACGUGGACUGCGGCUCCCAGACGCCCUCGAUGGUCAAGAAGGUCCUUGAGUGGAGAAAAAAUAACCGCAAGGAGGCAGAUAACCUCUGGGCCAGCCUGCAGAAUAAUAAUGAGCGGUUGCGUCAGGAACUCAAGCGGCUCGCUCAACACCCCGAUGCUAAUCAAGGCGACUUUUCCGAUAUCCGUUCCCUUAUUCAGGGUACGCGCCAGUAUAUCCGCACGAUGACCCAGCAGACAGGCGUCCCCAUUGAACCGAGUGUUCAGACUGAGCUGCUAGACAGUGUUUCAGAGCUUGAGGGUGUUAUUGGGGGUGUCGUCCCUGGGGCUGGGGGCUAUGAUGCCAUCGCGCUGUUGAUCCAGGAUGAUCCCAUCGUGGUUUCGCGUCUGGAAGAACACCUUGCGAACUGGACGAGCGCGGCCGAGGAUGACUUUGGGGGUAAAAUCGGAAAGGUCCGACUCCUGGGCGUACGGCACGGAUCUGAGGGCGCAAAGAUCGAAAUGCUGGAUCAGUACAUCGACUGGCUCUAG
Penicillium soppii is the source of this 1413-nucleotide messenger RNA. It is a transcript of the gene erg8, whose product is annotated as phosphomevalonate kinase. Gene Ontology annotation, molecular function: phosphomevalonate kinase activity; ATP binding. The record is from RefSeq and is a predicted model, not a curated record. Gene Ontology annotation, cellular component: peroxisome. Lineage: Eukaryota; Fungi; Ascomycota; Eurotiomycetes; Eurotiales; Aspergillaceae. Gene Ontology annotation, biological process: ergosterol biosynthetic process; isopentenyl diphosphate biosynthetic process, mevalonate pathway. The transcript is spliced from 2 exons. Bases 1 to 1413 code for a protein of 470 amino acids.